UGUGAAUCCCAAAGUCUGUAAAAUCAGACACUAAUCCGAUUCUCUUUAUCAGCGCAUGACUGGCUACCUUCCUUCACCAGCCUCUUGGCCCACCUCCCCUUCCCAUCUCUGCAGCAUCUCUCCCCUCUCUCCUUUCCCAGAUCCCUUCUCAAAUCUCAAAACCAUCAUCAAAAUUCAAACUUUAUCACAUGUCCAUGGACUCAGCCACCAGCGAAAGCUUCCAGUCCUCUAACGCCGGCGGCGCCGUCCCCGGCGACUUCGAAGACUUCGAUUCCCGUCCCCCUCCCGACUCAAUUUCCUCCUUCCUCAACCUCCCACCACCCCAACCUCCUCCGAUCCCCCAAACAUCUCGCUUAAUCUUCGACCCCUUCCCCUCUUACCCCUCCAAUUCCUUCCUCGCCGACCUUGACGCCACCAACUGGCCUCCGCCGCCGCCGCCACCCCUUCACCAUCCCUCUUCCACACCCAACCCCGCGUCAUCUUCCGCUGCAGCUCCUCGAACUUCUAAAAAACGCUCGCGUGCCUCCCGCCGCGCUCCGACCACAGUCCUCACCACCGAUACCUCUAAUUUCCGCGCCAUGGUUCAAGAGUUCACAGGCAUCCCUGCCCCUCCUUUUGCCACGUCAUCCCUCUUCUCCCGGCCUCGUCUCGACCUCUUUAACCACUCUUCAUCCUCCUCCUCAACCCCAAGUUUCCUUCUUCGUCCUUUUGCGCAGAAGCGGCAGGCAACUGGAGUUUCUGGUUCCAUCGCUGGCAUUUCAUCAAACACCUUGGCUUCAACUAGCACCAUCCAAAACCAAAAUUUCUUUUUGAGCAGUCCAACUUCUUCGCUCAACUUGCAAUCAUUGCUCCAAGAACAGCAGCGAGCGAUGGCUCUAUGUCAGUGGCCGCCGGGAGGGUAUGCCGGUGGAGAACUCGGGAGUGUUAUCGCCGGCACGUCUGCGGACGCUGAUUCGAUGAGGAUUGGCAGCUGCAAAGCGGAUCACACGGGGUCUUCUCGUUCGGAAAAGCAGGCGGUGGUCGAGGGGUUCUCGGCAGCACCGGCUCCGCCGCAUGCAGCGGCAAGGGGAGAAAGUGGAAUGGAUGCUUGGCAGAUCUCUUCUGAUUAGGGUGAACAAAUUGAGAAGGAGAAAAGAAGCGGAUCACUAGCUUGAAUUAAUGCCUUGGUAGUAUAUGAGAAGGUACAACACUGUCUGCAUAAAUUUACUUUUAUAUAAGCAUUUCAGUGUACAUAAUUGGAGCUAGUAUUUGUGCAUUUGCUGACGAGUUAUAAUACGCUUAAAAGUAAGGAUUAUAUGAGAUUUUUGUGGAAAGAUUUGGCCUUUUUGGAAGAUUAGAUUGGAACAUGGGAAUAGAAGGUACAGCUGCUCCUUUUUUAUUUUUGUGUUUUUUUGUAUAGAUAUUAAUUUGAGCACGUACAUAUGUGCAUUAACCCUAAAUACUGCUUUAUGGGGUUUCCCAUAGCAUGCAAGUCCAUUAUAUUUAUGUAUUGUAUAGGUGGAAAUAUUCGGCUACUGAUG
Molecule: messenger RNA, 1520 nt
Organism: Phalaenopsis equestris
Lineage: Eukaryota; Viridiplantae; Streptophyta; Magnoliopsida; Asparagales; Orchidaceae
Product: protein piccolo-like
Exons: 1
Coding region: 189-1109 (306 amino acids)
Source: RefSeq, a predicted model, not a curated record